Molecule: messenger RNA, 1408 nt
Organism: Coregonus clupeaformis (lake whitefish)
Lineage: Eukaryota; Metazoa; Chordata; Actinopteri; Salmoniformes; Salmonidae
Product: prefoldin subunit 4
Exons: 4
Coding region: 48-455 (135 amino acids)
Biological process (GO): protein folding
Cellular component (GO): prefoldin complex; cytoplasm
Source: RefSeq, a predicted model, not a curated record
CCCAUCGCCACUAAUCGAAUCGUAUGUAAAGAAGAAGCAAAAGAAAGAUGGCUGCCACCGGGAAGAAGACAGUUGCAGUUGAAGAUGUCAAUGUCACAUUUGAAGACCAGAAGAAGAUUAAUACAUUUGCCAGAAACACAAAUCGAAUGACAGAGUUUAAAGAUGAAAUAGAAGCAAAAAAGAAAUCUCUACAGAAUCUGCAGGAUGCCAGUGAUGACCUGAUGAUGGCUGAGGAUGACACUCUGCUCGUCCCGUAUCAGAUUGGAGACGUCUUCAUCAGUCACACCCAGGAAGAGACCCAAGAGAUGUUGGAAGCUGCAAAGGAACUACUGCAGCAGGAGAUCAAAGACCUAGAAAGGAAGGUGUCGACAAUACAGCAGGUGUUGGGUGAUCUGAAGGUCCAGCUCUACGCCAAGUUUGGGAACAACAUCAACCUGGAGGCAGAUGAAAGCUGAUCCUAGAUUUGUUUGUGCUGUUUAGUAUGACAAUUAGUCAAUGAUUAUAGGAGUUGACAAGAUGCCACAAACAGAUCUGGGAUCAGGUUAAGUGGGCAACUAUCUCUUUACACAUGGAGUUUUCAUGCACAAGCAUUUCGCUACACCCGCAAUAACAUCUGCUAAACACGUGUAUGUGACAAAUAAAAUUUGAUUUCAUUUGAUAUUAUCCGAUCCACAGACUGCUGACAGGAUGCUUGCCAAACCAACAUGUUUGUCAUUUUCUCAGCAUCAACACAAUUAUUUUCAGCAUGAGUACACUGCAAUGGUUUACGGUCUUAUUUUGUAUGAAUGUCAGUGAAUGUACCACUUGACUUUUUAUUUAGUUUUAGUUUUUGUGUACUUGCACUGGGUCUCAGUAAUAUAUGUCCCUAUGGACUGAUGUCUUUGUACACAAGAUGGCCAUGAAGAAAACAACCCAAGGAUUUACCUUUGCAGUACGCCGCUGACAGGAACCACUACAUGUCCUGUUACCAUAAUGAGAAAAAUCAGUCCACGGGCCUAUAUUGCUGAAUCCCAGUGCAAGUACUAAACAAUUAAAACCUCUUCAACCAGUCUUUAUAAAGUAAAGAUGGUAACGUGUUCCUCAUGGAUUUUUUUUUAAUGUUUCCAAUUUGGUUAUGAAACAGAAAUUAAUAAUAUCUUAAUUCAGAUUCAACUGCUUUAAGACCCAAACAUGUAGGCUACUGUGUGUGUAUACCCUAAAGUGUAUCUUAAAGGUGCAAUCUGUCGUUUCAUUUCUGGUCAAAAAUAUCUAGCAAGACUGACAAAAGGAGUAUUUUUUUAGUGCACUGGAAACUGAUCGUCUUAAAUGGAACCAAGGUUGAUUUGUGUGUUUGUUUUUGUUUUUCGAAUGUUUAUGCAUUUCGCCAGUGAGGGCAACCUAUAAAGAAAGUUCUUACAAUUCUGCUGCA